AUGUCAUCCACUCGACUUUCGCUUGGGGUGUCGUUCGCUAUGGCGCUUUUGGUUGCCAAUGUUUCUGGGCCGCAGUAUGUCUAUCCGGCGUUUGGCAGCUCGCUUGCUAGUCGGUUUGAGUGGACAGCUCUCCAAAAUAGUCUUGUCAGUACUGCCUCGUUUGUAGGCGUCUCUUUCUCGGGCCCUUUAAAUUCAUGGCUAAUUGAACUCUGGGGAAUUCCAAAUACAUUGAGGGCUGCAAGUCUAUUAGGCUUCUCCGGAUUCUUUUUACUCGCUCAAACCUAUGUAGGACGAUUGCCAGGACAUUUCGUACUCAGUGCGAUCUACUUGGCCAUGACCGGAAUCGCAGGCGCAGCUGGCUAUCUAUGCGCACUAGAUUCACAGUCGCACAACUUUAAGUCUCAUCGUGGUAUGAGUAUGGGAUUGACGAGUGCGUCGAUCGGCUUAUCUGGCCUCGUUUUCUCUCAAAUCAACGACCACUACUUCAAAUCCAGCAAUAGUGAUGGUCCAGACGAUGGCACCUACUAUUUCCUACUUUUUCUUUCAGUUGUCAUGGCAAGUGGUAUAAUGCUUGGAUCAUACUCUCUUGGUCCACUUCGAACCGACAAAGAAAUCAACGAUGAAUACGUACCUAUUGAGACAGAAGAACCUAUUACCGGAGCCAGUCUCCCAAACCUUGAAGAAGCUAGACCAUUAUUUUCUACAAAACAAAAAGAUAUUUCUGGCAUUGAUCUACUAUACCAUCCAGUAUCUCUUACUUUGUUUUUUGCCUUGUUUGUAAUCCUUGGCAUCGGCUAUGUUUAUCUGGCUUCUAUUGGACAGCUCCUGUCAUCCCUCACAACAUCUUCUUCCGAUCACGACUCCCAGCAUCUCCGCAACUUUCACAUUUCUAUAUUCAGUCUCGCCAAUUGUGCAUCCCGGGCCGUUUUCGGUACCCUGAGUGAUAUUGGCAAGACACGAUUCGGUAUUCACCGGCUUUGGAUCUUCUGGCUAGCUCUGAUUUGGCUUCUGUUUGGCGUGGUUUAUCUGGUUACGGUGGUUAAUACAGUAGGCGGUCUCACCGUAUGUACCGUGAUUGUUGCAAUUGUAUAUGGUAUUGGGUUUGGUGUUGCGCCGGCCGUAACAGCAGAAUUUGGAGCAAAGGUCUUUGCUCGUAACUGGGGAUGGUUGUUGUUUGCACCUGCAUUGGGAAGCCAACUGUUUAACGUGUUAUUUGGUGCUAUUUAUGACUAUCAAGCAAAACAGCAGCAUUCUCAUGUUUGCCAAGGCCCGAUCUGCUUUCAGGAUACAUUUAGAAUUGCCGCUAUCUGUACUGCAUUCUGUAUCUGCAUGCUUUCGUGGGCUAUCUAUCGCCAAGGUCUUUAUCGAUCACAGAAACCUGCUGUUUUGUAAUGUCUAUCUUUUCACGUACCAGAAUAGCCACGGUAUAAAUAGACGAGCUUUACAGACAGGCAAACAGAUCAACACACACACGCAGGCUUACAUUUACAUUUACAUUUACAUUUAUAUUUACAUUCACAUUCACAUAUACAUUUACAUUUAUACGCACACACACACACACGUAUAUAUAUAUACAGGCAAAUACAUAUAUCAUUUGAGGUUGCUGGUCAGACUUACUUAUACCUCCUUCAUUUAUUGACUAUUCAUUAUAUACGAUGAUUAAAUCGAUACAAUUAUAAUAAAUACAUGAAUUCAAACCUUU
Molecule: messenger RNA, 1702 nt
Organism: Phycomyces blakesleeanus NRRL 1555(-)
Lineage: Eukaryota; Fungi; Mucoromycota; Mucoromycetes; Mucorales; Phycomycetaceae
Exons: 5
Coding region: 1-1392 (463 amino acids)
Biological process (GO): transmembrane transport
Cellular component (GO): membrane
Molecular function (GO): transmembrane transporter activity
Source: RefSeq, a predicted model, not a curated record